Messenger RNA from Filobasidium floriforme, 1533 nucleotides. RefSeq lists its product as uncharacterized. Lineage: Eukaryota; Fungi; Basidiomycota; Tremellomycetes; Filobasidiales; Filobasidiaceae. The coding region runs from base 58 to 1452 and encodes 464 amino acids. The record is from RefSeq and is a predicted model, not a curated record. The transcript has 7 exons.
UGCGCUCGAAGAUAGUAUAAAGACCAGUCAGACUGCAUCUGCUACGUUACUCAAGCUAUGAUCACCGCACCGCUCAGAACGACUAUGCGGUCGACCGGAUCCCUCGCCAGAAUCACCCGGAUCGAUCGACGUCAUCUGUCGGCAACCAAAUCGAUCUUGCAGGAUGUCAAAACGCCGUCCGAAAAGAUCACCGUGGUACCAUUCAUGCUGGACCCGACAUCAGCUCAGCAGAAGAUGAAGGAGAACGCUUUACUUUCCACGAUCACAAUCCCGAACGCCAUCUACGCCUUUGCAUUACGCUGGUUUGGAGAGUCGGUCACACCGUUUCUGCAUGAAUUCGGUCUGGGAGGAAACGGGUUGAAACAUGAACGGACGAAAGCCGUCUACUGGCCGAUCUGGAGGUUCACGCUCUUGGCGGAUAUCGACAUUCCGGGAACGACCAAGUCGCCAAGCUUGAUCAUGUUCAACAGUACCGGGCUGUCCGGAAACUCUUUCUCGCCCGUUUCGUUGCUCGACUUUACUCAGCCGGAGCUUCCUGACGACCUCUUGCCCUGGGAUGCCGAGCAAGAUUUGAAGCAGCUAGAAUCGGUCGGGGUGGACGUGGAUGCUGUGCCGUUCAGCGUGGAUCCCCUCAAGGUGAUGCAAGAACUCAAGCGGAAAGUUGGAAGACACGUCAGGCUGGGCGAUAUGAAGGUGGAUCUGGAGAGGGAUGUCAAUGAAAUCCUGUUCGCUGCCUAUCCGAUCUACUUCCCCCUUUACGUCUCUGAAUGGUCUUUCAAGCUGAACGAUGAUAGCAAGGAGAGGCGAAUAUCGAUCGUGAUGAACGCCGAUGAUGCGGAUCCUCGCGAGUGUCGAUGUGUGAAACCCAUGAUACCCGGUCUAGGGGAAAAGACACGGAAUUUUGGAUAUUGGAUGGAGAUGCCACACAUCAUCCCUGACCCAGAUUCUCCUCAUCCGGAACCCAUGGGCGAUAUCCAUCGCACGGUCGCACAAUCCUAUGUGGAUUGGUUGAACCCGGCCACUCGACGGAACACCCUGAUAGGGGAGCAGGAUCCUCGUUCGGGCAGCCUUGUGGCUCCGACGAGUCCUCUAGAACAGCUGGAUGUUGAGGAAAGCGAGAUUGCGUGGAACGACCCUCGGGUACAAUCGUGGUCUGGCGAGGAGAGGAAGGAGAAUACGAACUGGAUGAUGGCACAGGCGGCACGAGUGAUGAUGGAGGGUCAAUUGCAGAAAAUGCAACGAGCCGAGAAAAAGGCGGACAACAAGCCCGUAACAACUCUGCGUAUCGACAUGCAAAAAAGGGAAGACGGAAGUAGAGGCAUGCCAUCGUUCUCCAAGGUCACGAUGGAGGAAGCGAUUGCUGCGGCCAGGAAGUCGGUCGAGGAGGCCAAGCGGGAUGUCGAGAGCCAGAAGCCGCAGUGGCUCAAGGCUCGCGAGACAAAAGAGAAGUGAACGCUCGGCUCGAGAAAACCCUCGUUCGAGGCCGAGAUACCUAUAGUUGGGAGAAUGCCACGAAUGACGCAACAUACCCUG